AUGUGUUUAGCGAUAAACUUUGUCUCAUUCUCUCGGCUUUACCGUUGGCAUGCCGCAAACAUCAGGCAAUAUCUGUGUCUCUUUCCAUUUUUAGAGCAAUGCUAUGAAAUAGUAUAUACCAAUAUCUAUCGAUCUAUCUAUCUAUCUAUCUAUCUAUCUAUCUGUAUACUCUUUUCUGUUUAUAUCUAUCUAUCUAUCUAUCUAUCUAUCUAUCUAUCUAUCUGUCUUUUUAUUAUCUAUCUGUCUUGUUCGUUCAUAUCUAUCUAUCUAUCUAUCUAUCUAUCUAUCUAUCUAUCUAUCUAUCUAUCUAUCUCAGUUUUUUUAUCAUCUGUCUUGGUCUAUCUAUCUAUCUAUCUAUCUAUCUAUCUAUCUAUUUAUCUAUCUCAGUCUGUUCCUAUCUAUCACAGUCUGUUCAUGUCUAUCUAUCUAUCUAUCUAUCUAUCUAUCUAUCUAUCUAUCUCAGUCUGUUCAUAUCUAUCUCAGUCUAUUCAUAUCUAUCUAUCUAUCUAUCUAUCUAUCUAUCCAAUUAUAACCAGACGGAAAGUGCUACGAUUGUUUUUCCUCGGUAGAUCACAUGGAAUUUUUCCAUAUCACCGUUCGACUCCAAGAACCUAG
This is a messenger RNA of Acanthosepion pharaonis, 615 nucleotides long. The record is from the annotation of a GenBank genome assembly. NCBI's taxonomy places the organism in Eukaryota, Metazoa, Mollusca, Cephalopoda, Sepiida, Sepiidae.